AUUGUCUCCUUCCAGAGGCCCAAAGGGUCCAAAGGCAGCGAAAUGGUCCACUUCUGCGGCGGAUCCAUCAUUAAUGAGCGAUGGCUACUGACGGCCGCCCAUUGCUUUCAGGGAGUGUCCAGUUCCUUCAAGAAGAUGCAGGCCGUGGUGGGCACCAUCAAGUGGAAGGACAGCCCACACAAGUAUACGCUGGAGAAGGCCUUCAACCACGAAAAGUACGACGAGGAUGUCUACGCCAACGACAUAUCGCUCAUCAAGACGAAGGAGCCGAUCAAAAUCGUCGAGAAUAAGAUCCAGUAUCUCGUGAACAGCGUAUGUGUGGCCACACCCGACACGAAGCCCCCCGAGUCGGCUACGGUGUACGGGUGGGGGUACCUGAAGGAGGACGGCGACCCCAGUCCCGACCUCAUGAAAGUGACCGUCAAUAGGACGGACACCAAGGAGUGUAAUAAAGUGUAUCAAGAGUUUGUGGGCAAUUUCACGGAGCAAAUGAUUUGCUAUAUGUCGCCGGGAAAGGACGCCUGCAAGGGAGAUUCUGGCGGACCGUUGACUCAGUCUAUUAAAAGGAGGGGCACCCAAGUGGGAGUGGUAUCGUUUGGACACGGGUGCGCUCGACCUAAGACCCCGGGUAUAUACCAAGAAGAUGUGAGUGCACCGUUAGCCCGUAUAGUGGGCGGUAAGAAAGUCACUAUCAAGCAGUUCCCGUGGAUGGUGUCCUUUCAGAAGCAAAGUGGCGCUACUUUUAAGCACUUCUGCGGCGGAUCUGUUGUCAACCUGCGAUGGAUACUGACUGCCGGCCACUGUUUCAAUGGACUCAAGCAUUCAUACAAGAAGGUCAGAGCAAAAGUAGGCGCAACCCAUUGGGACACCGACGCCGGCACUGUCUACGAGUUGGCCAAAGUGGUCGUCCACGAGAACUACCAGUCCUUCAACUACAACAACGACAUAGCGCUCAUUAAACUCAAACAGCCGGUUCAGUUCGUAAGCGAGGGCGAGCACCGUCUGGUGAACACCGUGUGUAUGCCCUCACCCGGCAGCCAACCGCCCACGCGGGCCAGUGUCUACGGGUGGGGCCUACUGAGCACGUACGGGUCGACCAGCUCGCAGCUCAUGAAAGUAAUACUCGACAAAUACGACACAUCCGACUGUAACGACGCUUACCACCAAUUUGUGGGCAAAUUCACGCCUCAAAUAAUGUGCUACGCGACGGCCGGUAAAGACGCCUGUCAGGGCGACUCCGGCGGACCCCUGUCCACCAAUAUUGAUGGGAAAGAGAUUCAGUUCGGUAUCGUGUCGUUCGGCCAGGGAUGUAGUCUGGAGGACCGCCCCGGGAUAUACACCAAUGUCGUACUGUAUAUGGACUGGAUUAAUAAGAUUAUUACCAGUGAUAAACAGGUUUAA
Messenger RNA from Oppiella nova, 1401 nucleotides. The record is from the annotation of a GenBank genome assembly. NCBI's taxonomy places the organism in Eukaryota, Metazoa, Arthropoda, Arachnida, Sarcoptiformes, Oppiidae.